Messenger RNA from Columba livia (rock pigeon), 1029 nucleotides. RefSeq names its product T-cell activation Rho GTPase-activating protein-like. The record is from RefSeq and is a predicted model, not a curated record. Lineage: Eukaryota; Metazoa; Chordata; Aves; Columbiformes; Columbidae. The coding region runs from base 1 to 1029 and encodes 342 amino acids. Gene Ontology annotation, molecular function: GTPase activator activity. The transcript is spliced from 10 exons. Gene Ontology annotation, biological process: signal transduction.
AUGGGCCAGGUCAACUGCUGCCGCGGGCCCAGGGACGACCCUGAGCCCGAGCAGCAGUGCGUGCCCGUCCCAGCAUCUCACCAGCCACUGCUCCGGCAGAGCCAGGCGAAGGCUGGUGCAGAGCAGCAGCCACCACCUCUUGCCUCCUCCUGCAGCGAAGGUGGCGUUGGCCACUCGGCUGGUGGCUCCAGCAGGAGGAGGAGGUGGCUGCCCUGGCCCUUCGCACGGGGAAGGACCUCAGAUGCUGCAGAGGCUGCCGAACCAUCAGGCUCUGGCCGCACGGGGGUUCUGUUUGGCCGGCCCCUGGCAGCUCUCUGCAGCCAGAACGGCUUGCUGCCCCAGCCCAUCCAGGACCUGCUGGCUCUCCUGCAGGAGCACGGACCAUCCACCGAGGGGAUCUUCCGGCUGGCGGCCGGCGAGCGCGCCUCCCGGGAGCUGCGGGAGGCCCUGGACAGCGGCGCCCAGGUGCAGCUCGAAAGCCAGCCGGUGCACCUCCUGGCCGCCAUCCUGAAGGAGUUCCUGCGCAAGAUCCCCUCCAAGCUCCUGCAGGCAGAGCUGUACCAGGACUGGAUGAGCGCCCUGCACAACACCAGCAGGCAGGAGAGGCUGGCGGGGCUGAAGGACGUGGCCAGCAAGUUGCCCGAGCCCAACCUGCUCCUCCUCAAGCAGCUGCUCACCCUGCUGCACACCAUCAGCAGCAACGCCGGCACCAGCAGGAUGACAGCGGCCAGCCUGGCCAUCUGCGUGGGGCCGAACCUCCUCAGCCCACCGGAGGAGGACACGCUGCCGCUGGACGUCCUGGUGCAGGUGACCGGCAAGGUGACGCAGCUGCUGGAGUUCCUCAUUGUCCACCACGAGGAACUCUUUGAGGAGGAGGAGGCUGGGCUUCCCAGUGCAUCCACCGAGGAGUUGCCAGCACCAGGGGCAGAAGCAGAAGCCUCAGAGGUGCCUCCAGUCACCCUGGAAAGUGAACACCUGAGUAGCACCUCUGAGGAGAGCAGCUUCUUGGAUUUCCUGGAUGAGCUCUGA